AUGGAUGAAUUUGCAGAGUGGGGCGAGGGCACGACUGGUGUCGUUGCAGCAGACAGCACCUACGCCGAUGGGUUCGACCUCGAUGAGUGUCAUGAGCAGCUGUGGCAGCGCAAUCAGCGCGAUGCCGUUGUGUGCCUCGUUGAUUGCAACGAGGGCAUGUUCGGAGUGCUGCCAGCUGGCGAGUCGGCGAAGACGACGCAGUCUGGUAAGAACGGGACGGGUGCACCGACGCACACUCGUGGUGUCACGAAACCCGCACUGCUCACCACUGGCCAGGAGGCAGCUAUGAGUAAUGGUGCUGCGGGGGGCUCGAACGCCGCCGUCGGCUCGUCCCCUUCUUUCUUCUCCAUGACGAUGCAGUGCAUCCUCGCGCUGCUGAAAGAGAAGAUGGUGUGUGGCAGCAAGGACGUCGUGGCGAUCGUGUUGUACAACACACGAAUGUCAGCCCCCUCGACGGGCUUCCGCGGGGUCUACGUGAUGCAGGAAGUCACUCGCAUCGGCACGGGAUGCGUGCAGAAAGUGGAGCAGCUGGAGGCAGCUGGUGCUCCCGGAUCCGCCGCGUACGAGGAGUUUGAGGCGCGCAUCGGUCACUGGCCCACUGCAUCGACAUCCCCUGCUCUCGCCGCGGCGUCUUCGGCUAGCGGUCGCGCAGAGCCGAGGGCUGCUCUUCCGGCAGCUUCGGCCGCCUUUCCCGCAUUCAAGUUCAGCGAAGCGCUCUGGGAGGCGCAGCGCAUCUUGCUGAGCCUCCGCAGCGUGCAGGCUAUUCGCCAUCGGCGGCUCUUCGUCUUCACAAACCGCGACGACCCGAGCGGUGGGGACGCGCAGGAGUGGAACCUGUGCCGCAGCCGCGCAUGCGACCUAGGCAAGGAAGGCGUCGUGCUUGAAGUUUUCGGCUUCGGCAACGCCGGCAGCGGUGGCAGCUCUGCGAGUCCGCUCUUUGCUGUUUCCAACCAGCGUGGUCAGUCGCUUGACCCUGCCGCAGCCACUGCGGACACCACUAUCCGCCAGAGCGGAUCUGGUCAGUCAGACUCGCCGUCUCCGGCCCCAACGGGCUUUGUGCAAGACUUCUUCUGGGGUCCAUUACUGAGAGAGAUACAGACGGCCGCUGCGCAAUUUCGUGCCAGUGGUGACAUCGACGAUUUGGCGGCGCUGGCUGAGGCCCGCGGUGAGGCUUUCGUGAGCGGCGGUGAGGGUGCGAUCUACAUGCAUGCUGGCGCUGGAGCGCUACAGCAGCUGCUCGGCUCUGUCGUGCGUCGCGCACAUCCGCAGCGGCCCUUUCGGCACUGCCUGCUCCGCAUCGGCGGCUUCUCUGGAACGAGCACUGCUCUGUCUACGACGGCAGCGGCAGCGACAGCGAGAGAUGAAGAGGAGGCGUCGCGCGUUGCUGCCGUGCCGCGGAUGGCUGUGAGUCUGUACGCUCCUCUCAUGCGCGCUCGCCUUCCGCAGCGAGAGUGGCUGGAUGGGCGCACGAACCGCAUGCUGCGCCGCGUCGUUCACCUAAAUGCGCGUACCACCGCAGCUGGUCAGGACAGCGAUGACGCCGGUGCGGGGCACAACGAAGGGGACAGCGGCAGCCCCACAAAACCGCUGCAGCGCCUCCACAACGAGAAGAAUUGCACGAGUGAGUCGAUGAUGAGGCAGGAAGACGUGCAUCCCAACGAUCUUUGCUACUACGCACCCAUCGGCAAGGAGCGCGUCUACUUUACCAGCGAGGAGCGCAAGAGAAUUGUGGAGGUGGCGGCAACCGGGACGGAGCCGGGCUUCACGGUGUUGCUAUUCAAGGAUCUCGUUGACGCUGUGAAGCGGGAGCAUGUGGUGCGACGAAGCUCUUUCCUUCAUUCGUGCGUGCAGCGCGGCGGUGCCCACUCGCAUCGCGUGUUUGUCCUUUUCGUGCGUCGGCUGCGUGCAAAGCAGAAGGUUGCGAUUGCACAAUAUUGCAGCUCCAUCACCACAGCGCCGCGUCUUGUGGCUCUGGUCCCAUCGCCAGACCUCACAGCGCAUCCGGAGAAGCGCGAUCAGGUGCCGGUGGAUGGGAUGGGGCUCUAUGUGGUGCCUCUUCCCUACGCCGAGGAGCUGCGCGCCGUGCCAGAGCUGCGCACGUGCACGCGCGUCAACAAACACGCCACCCCUGUACUGGCAGACAGCUCCGUUGAUCCAGCGCACCUCGAACUUGCCAAACAGCUUGUGAGUGCACUGACGGUGUCCUACCAAGUAGAUGCCGUGUUCAAUCCCGCGCUCCAGCGGCAGUACCGCCAACUGCAAGAGCUCGCCCGACGGCUCUUCCCGCUGGCAGACAAUCCCCUGCACUCGGGCGGCGGGACUGCUUUGGCGAAGGCAGGGGAGGAGGGCCCUUCUACGGAUGGAGCAGCGAAGAUGGCGCCGCAGGAGCUGGACAGCGCCCUCCCCGACUACGAGGGCAUGCAAAGCUUCGCAGCGCUCUUCCAGAGCUUCAACAAGGAGGUGCUGGGAAAGGACUACGACGCUUUCCGGUACUGCCCGCAGCCGCGCGUGGCAGGCUCGGUGACGCGCCGCCCGCGCGACAGCGCAGCGGGGGCCGUGGAGGCAGCAGGGCCGACGGCAGCCUCCGCCGAAGAGGACGGCGGCCAUGUGCCCAUCGAGCAGCUGAUUUGCCGCGCUGCCGCUGAAAAUGCGUGGGAUGGCUUGAUCAUACCUCAACUCAAGGAGUACCUGGCGACUGCGAACGUGAGCUCCGGCGGGGCAAGACGCAAGGCAGACCUGAUCGAACUCGUCAAGCAACAUUUUCCGCUGCCAUCCUAA
Leishmania major strain Friedlin is the source of this 2778-nucleotide messenger RNA. Its product is annotated as putative KU70 protein. Gene Ontology annotation, biological process: double-strand break repair via nonhomologous end joining; telomere maintenance; cellular response to gamma radiation. Lineage: Eukaryota; Euglenozoa; Kinetoplastea; Trypanosomatida; Trypanosomatidae. Gene Ontology annotation, molecular function: telomeric repeat DNA binding; double-stranded DNA binding. The transcript has a single exon. Bases 1 to 2778 code for a protein of 925 amino acids. The record is from RefSeq and is a predicted model, not a curated record. Gene Ontology annotation, cellular component: Ku70:Ku80 complex.